Octodon degus (degu) is the source of this 4464-nucleotide messenger RNA. It is a transcript of the gene Evc2, whose product is annotated as EvC ciliary complex subunit 2. The record is from RefSeq and is a predicted model, not a curated record. The coding region runs from base 60 to 3665 and encodes 1201 amino acids. The transcript is spliced from 22 exons. Gene Ontology annotation, biological process: smoothened signaling pathway. Gene Ontology annotation, cellular component: ciliary membrane; plasma membrane protein complex. NCBI's taxonomy places the organism in Eukaryota, Metazoa, Chordata, Mammalia, Rodentia, Octodontidae.
UCCGGAAGCUCCGGCUACUACACCGGGGGCACCAGCCUUCGGUCGCGUUUCCCGGAGUGAUGGUCGCAGCGGGCGCCCAGGGUCGUGCCGCGUGGGUGCUGGUCGGGGGAGCUCUGGCCUCAGCCCUGGCGCUGGGUGCCCCAUCCGGACCGCAGGGUUCGCCUUGCAUGAUUUGGCCCCAGGCGGAAAGCUCUCACCUGGAGACUGCAGCAGAGGCACCGCAUGGAAUGAAAUCCAGGGAGAAUAUUGAGUCCCCAGACCCAACUCGGGCAGUCUCCCCUGGGCCAGUUGCUCAUUCCUUCUUUGCUUUCGUACCUCCGUGGCCCAGGAAGAGCUUCUUUAAAAGAGAGUCUCCUAUGACGCAUCGCCUGGAUGGAGACACUUCAAGAGAUGUUCAAGGGAUCUCUGAGAAUGGAGUCAUUUUUCAGAAAUGUGUGCUGGUGUCCGGGCAGAGCGAAUCCCAGACGGCGCGUGUGCAUCUGGUCGUGAACAACACCCAGGCACCCUCGGCAGCCAACCUCUCGGACCUGCUCCUGCUGGAUGACAUCAGUGGCCUCACUGUCAGAGACUCAACUGGAAAUAAGACCCCAGAUGGAUUGCAGGCUUUCAGAAAGCCAUUCCUGCCAGUGGGCGACUCCUACCUGGUCAGCUACACGGCAUCGCUGGACCCUGGGGCCAUCGGCACUAAGGAGCACCUGAGCCUUCCUGCCCAGCUCACUUUUCAGAGCUUGUCACCGAACAGAACACAGCUGCAAACCCUCUUGACCAUAACAGUGGCUGAAAAGAUAACAGUCCUCCCCCACCACGGUCUCCACGCAGCAGGCUUCUUUAUUGGACUCCUUGUCUCCAUGGCGCUGAGUUGGGUGGCACUUUUCUUCCUGGUACGCUAUCAGUGUCUGCCGGGAAGCCUGCUUGCCGGACACCAGAUGCUGCAUCCUGAGAACAAGCUGGAGCCCUCGCCCUUCGCCUCGGCUGACGGGAUCGGGGAGGAUCUCUCCCUCGAUGACCAGAUGAUCGGCACCCUCACCUCUGAGGACCCCAGGAGCAUGCUGCAGGCCCUGGAAGAGUUGGAGAUUGCAACCCUGAGUCGGGCGGAUGCAGAUCUGGAGGCUUGUCGGACCCAAAUCAGCAAGGAUAUCGUUGGCCUGCUGCUGAGAAGUCUGAGCGCUGGAGGCCACCUCUCCCCACAGGUGGACAGGAGGAUAGCUUCUGUUUUGACGAAACAGUUCCUGUUGUUACAAAAUGAGGUGCGAGAAGAGUAUGACCGUAAGAUGUUGGCGCUGACUGCUGAAUGUGACCUGGAAGCAAGAAAGAAGACAGAAAGCCAGUACCAGAAGGAGAUGGCGGCCAUGGAGGAGGCAGAAGAGUUGCUGAAACGUGUUAAUGAGAGGUCCGCCACAGAGUACAGCAGCCUCCUGCAGACCCUGCAUGGCCUGGAGCAGGAGCACUUGUGGAGGUCCUUGGCUUUGCACCAGGAGGAGGACUUUGCCCAGGCUCGCAGGCAGCUCACCAUUUUCCAGAGAAAUGAAUUGCAUGACAUCUUUUUUGCCCAGAUAAAGAAUGCAAUUUUCAAAGGGGAACUGACGCCAGAGGCAGCUAAAAUGCUGCUGGAAGAUUAUUCCAAGCUCCAGGAGAACCUAGAAGAGCUAAUGGACUUCCUCCAGGCUACUAAGCGGUACCAUCUCAGCAAAAGGUUUGGCCACCGGGAGUACUUGGUCCAGAACCUGCAGUCCACGGAGGCCCGCGCGCAGGGCCUCCUGAGCACCGCGGCCGCCCAGCUCACCCACCUCAUGCAGAAGCACGAGAGGGCGGGGUACUUGGACGAAGAUCAGAUGGAAAUGCUGCUGGAACGGGUUCAGAUGGAAGUCUUCUCUGUGAAACAGAAGCUGGACAAUGACUUAAAGCAGGAAAAGAAAAAACUCCACCAGAAAUUAAUAAUUAAGAGAAGACGAGAGCUGCUCCAAAAGCACCGGGAGCAGCGGAAAGAGCAGCUGUCCACAGUGGAGGCAUUCCGAGCCGCUGAGGACGCCGGCCAGUACCUGCGCCAGUGGAGGAGCAUGGUGGCCGAGCACAGCGCCGCCCUGGAGGAGUUGCAGGAGAGCCUGGACCAGGCUGCCCUGGACCAAGUCCGCGCCCUGACCCUCCUGCUGACUGAGAAGGCCACCGAGGAGCUGAGGCGCCUGCAGAGCUCGGCGAUGACCCAGGAGCUGCUCAAGCGCGGCGUGCCCUGGCUCUUCCUGCAGCAGGUCCUGGAGGAGCAGGCCCGCGAGCUGGCAGCCCGGACGGAGCAGCUGGAGGCUGAGGAGCGGGCGCAGGGCCAGGAGGGUGUGCAGGGUGUGAGGCAGAGGCUGCGGGACGACGCCCCAGAGGCUGCCACAGAGGAGCAGGCAGAGCUGAGGCGCUGGGAGCACAUAGUCUUCACGAAGCUCUGUGGUGCCGCUUUCUCGCUGUCUGAGGAGGAGCUGCUGGCAACAAGGCAGGAGGUCCACUGCUGCUUCGCCCAGAUGGACAGGAGCUUGGCUCUACCCAAGGUGCGGGCCCGAGUCCUGCUGCAUCAGUUCCACACUGCUUGGUGGGAAGCAGAGUUCCUGAAGCUGGACCAGGCACUGGCUGCCCCUGAGCUGCAGUCCAAGGCCAGGAAGCCGAGGUCCAAGAGUAAAAGCAAGCUGGACCUCAUGAGGAAGUGCACCGAAGACAAGAUCCGCCUCCUCGGGGAGCAGCCCCCUGCGGACCUGGCAGAAAAGGUGCGUGGAGAGCUGCUGCGGGAGAGGGUGCAGCGGUUGGAGGCCCAGGAAGCUCGCUUUGCGGAGUCGCUGGUUGCUCUGCAGUUCCAGAAGGCGGCCCGCUCCAUAGAGACCUUAUCAGCCUACACUGCUCUGCUCAGCCUGCAGGACCUGCUUCUGGAGGAGCUGAGCGAGUCUGAGGCCCUGACCAAGCUGGCCUGCAGCCGGAUCCUGGAGUCCCACGGCCCGGUUCCAUUUGUGCUGACAGGAGGGAGUGUCCGUGCUGCCUUGAGAGAGGAGCAGCGGAGCAGUGCGGCGCUGGAGGAUGUCCUGGAAAGCCUGGAGGCGGACACCUUCGCGGCCCUGUGCAGCCAGGAGCUGAGGCUGGCAGCUUACCUCUUGAAGAUGACCAUGGUGCCUAGUGCCACUCUACGCCGCCUCCUGAGCGUGGUGAUGCCCACGGCCCCGCAGCCCCAGCUGCUGACCCUGCUGGAUUCAGUCAGCGAGAGGCACCCUGAGCACACAGUGGAGAGCCCGGGCAAUGGGGAGCAGCCUGACCUGGGCAGGAGGAGGAAACACCAGAGCUGGUGGCAGACCUUGGAGAGCAAACUGCGGGCAGAUCUGAGGGGAAGAGGGCUGGAGAAGGUGCUCUGGGCGCGGCAGAGGAAGGAGAGCAUUUUGAAGAAGACACAUCUCCCCAUCAGAGACAGGCUGGUGUUCUCUGGAAAAGGAAGUUGGCCCCACCUGCCCCUGGAGCCCAUUGGCGAACCGGCCCCUGUCCCCAUUGCAGGGACUGAGACCAUUGAUGUGUUAGGCACAGGGGAAAGGCUGUUUAUAUUCAGAAACCCAAAGGAACCAGAGAUCUCACUGCAUGUUCCUCCCAGGAAGAAGAAGAAUUUCCUGAAUGCCAGGAAGGCCAGCAGGGCCCUGGGGUUGGACUAGCCCAAGAGACAGGGCCCUGGGAGCACCUGCAGGUGGGAAGACUUACUCUCUCCUGUGCACCUGUGUUUUGUUUGUUCAUAACACAACUUGAAGUAGACUGGGACAGCCCGGGUGGGCGGGGCCGUGGGCGGGGUUACGCUUCCUCGUGUAGCCGGUACCCUCGCCCCCCUGCCAUUGAGGACUCAGUGUUGCUUGGUCUUGUUAACUACCGUUUGGCCACGCUGCUUCCCAAGGACCUGAGCACUCCUCCUCUAGUCCCAGGCCACCCAAGCUCUGGAGGAGACGCCUGCCCUGUCAUGUCCCAGUGCCAUGCUGUGUGACAAGCAGUCUGUGAACAAGGCAAGACUAUUUGUACAACAGUCAUUACACACUAUGCUUUUUAUAUAAGAAACCUUUGGAAAUAAAUGUGUUUCGCACAUAACUCUUUGUAAUUGAACUCGUUUUUGCUUUCUGUGGGAACUGCUUUAUUUUAAAUUAUUUCCAUACUGUGGCUUCCUGCUGUGGUGUCCAGCAGAGAUUCAGAGUUGCCAGAAAAUGUUCAUCCCCAGGGCACAGUGUGACCAGUUCAGACCCAAGUUGCCAAACCCAGCUGAUAAAUGAGCGUCAGGAGCUUACGAAGAAGUGGUCUUAAGUUAUGCAGCAACUGUGAUGUCACUUGAAACGCAACCUGUUGGCCAGCAGUUGUCUUCCUUGGUCCUAAACGUAUCAGGCAUAAAUCAUACGUACUUUACAAAGAAAACAGCGAACACAAAAUAUCAUGGAGAAAUUUUCUUAGAGGACUGGGACUGGACUUGAUAAA